Molecule: messenger RNA, 314 nt
Organism: Staurois parvus
Lineage: Eukaryota; Metazoa; Chordata; Amphibia; Anura; Ranidae
Source: the annotation of a GenBank genome assembly
GAUCCGGAAAACGGAGGGGUACUAGGGAGGAAGCGUUUACGGCUACCAACUUUCGCCCAUAUACGCCCCAGCUGAGAUGAAGGCGGAUGGGAACCAAAGGGCCGCACCGGGCUGUCGGAGGUAUCCCGUGAGGGCAGAAGGUGUAGCGCCUCCAGGUUCGACUUGGCCUCUUCCGUAUUGUGGACAACAUGGCUCCGAUCUUGGUACGCAAACGUAAGCUUAAAUGGAAAGCCCCAUUGGUACUUGAUGUGACGGUUCAAGAGGACUGACGUGAAGGGUUUCAUCUGUCGACGUUUCUGGAUGGUGGAUGGUGC